This is a messenger RNA of Leucoraja erinaceus (little skate), 2015 nucleotides long. It is a transcript of the gene c1h4orf33, whose product is annotated as chromosome 1 C4orf33 homolog. The coding region runs from base 1154 to 1894 and encodes 246 amino acids. The transcript is spliced from 3 exons. NCBI's taxonomy places the organism in Eukaryota, Metazoa, Chordata, Chondrichthyes, Rajiformes, Rajidae. The record is from RefSeq and is a predicted model, not a curated record.
CCACUUGCUCGUGUUCAAAGAUCAUAGAGUAUCUUCGGUCGUGUUUACUGUUCCUCUUCUAACAACCUCACUGUUUACUGCAAAGUGCCCGGGAAACCACAAGAGAGCUUCGAAACGAUUGAGAAUUUCGGGGCUGCCCCAAGGAAGGUUGUUACCCACUUACGUCAUCAUCUGGAGAGCAAGGUAUACGAGUAUGUGAACCCUCAAGUAUGGGUGGAGGACACUGCUCAGGUUUUCUUAGAAAUUCUAAUCAAGGACCAAUGGACUAUCAAGAUUGAUGGAUGGGACUUCGUGCCCACGAAAACUCGGGAGGUGAAGACUCAUCAGAUGGAAAUUAUGGAGCUACGCCCACGAAAAUUCAGGAAGCUCGAUGUAAUUCUGGGAAGCUACAUCAACAUCUUGUUAGACCAUUGUUAAAAGUAUAGCAGCCAUCAUUGUAUUCUGGAGUUAUCAUUUAUAUUGAGGGUAAUCAUGAAUGAUCAAACGGGGGAAUGUUAAUAUUGACUAAAUUAAAGACACCAUAGAAUGGAGGAUCCCUGCACUUGUCAGAAUUGCUUAACCCUUGUCAGCUGAACUUUACAGGCUUUGAUUGGCGCCAGCUAGUCUAGGCUCAGACUGAUAUGCAGGAUGGCAAGGGGUCCAGGUGUUCUCCAUGUUUCUCUUAAAUUGAUAACAUGUAUAGUGGUUUUGCAAGCUAACCUUAAAUGCAUCAUUUCUAUUGGGUUGCUGUAAAAGCAUUGUAAAUAGUAUAAAUAAUGUUGCAAGACGGUCAUCCUGUAAAUUGAUGAUUGGUCGAAACUGUUGAGCCUUGGAGAAAUUGUUUGAAUCUCAGGACACGUUUCAAUGUUUGUUCUCGUUAGCUUCCUUCGAGAGCUUUCUUCGAGAGGGACAGGUCUUAACACUGAGCACUCGGGAGGUACAGUGCACUCUGCGUAGGAUCAAUCCACGCAAGGCUGCAGGCCCGGACGGAGUCCAAGGAAGGGUACUAAAGGAAUGUGCUGUACAGCUGGCUGAGGUAUUCACGAGGAUCUUUAACCUGUCUCAAUCUCUGGCAACGGUCCCCAAGUGCCUGAAGACUAUAGUGCCGGUGCCAAAAAAGUCAAAAGUCACCAACGUGAACGACUACCAUCCGGUUGCCUUAACUCCAAUACCCAUGAAGUGCUUUGAAAGGCUGGUCCUAUCUCACAUCAAAUCCAGCAUCCCUGCCUCACUGGACUCGCAUCAAUUUGCACACAGGGCAAAUAGAUCAACAGAGGAUGCCAUCUCUCUGGCUCUUCACACUGUCCUGACUCACCUGGAAAGACAGGGCACGUACGUGAGGAUGCUCUUCAUAGACUAUAGCUCUGCCUUCAACACGGUCAUCCCCACCAAGCUCACCACCAAACUUCACCAGCUAGGCCUCAGCUCGCCGAUAUGCAACUGGAUCCUGAAUUUCCUGACGGAGAGACUGCAGGCAGUGAGACUGGGCCCGCACCUGUCCUCCACUAUCACUCUGAGCACCGGCACACCACAGGGCUGUGUACUGAGCCCCAUGCUCUACUCCCUCUUCCCACACGACUGUGUUCCUGCAUACGACACCAACACCAUCGUCAAGUUCGCAGACGACACAACGGUGAUCGGGCUGAUCACCAACGGUGAUGAAACAAACUACAGAGCGGAGGUGCAGAACCUGGCGGACUGGUGCUCACGUAACAACUUGUCCCUAAACACCUCCAAGACCAAGGAGCUGAUUAUCGACUUCAGGAGGGCACAAAAUGGGGAAUACGCUCCAAUCUCCAUCUACGGGGACAGUGGAGCUUUAGGUUUCUGGGCACACAAAUUUCAGAGGACCUCACAUGGUCUACCAACACUGCUGCGCUGGUCAAGAAGGCACAGCAAUGACUAUUCUUUCUGAGAACAUUGAAAAAGACCGGUCUGCCCCAACAGCUGCUGUUAUGGGGCAGACUAUCGGAUGGAAGCUGCAUACCAAAUCUCGUUGCACCUAUGUGCAAUGACAAUAAAAUAUAUUAUUAUUA